Molecule: messenger RNA, 4082 nt
Organism: Vespula vulgaris
Lineage: Eukaryota; Metazoa; Arthropoda; Insecta; Hymenoptera; Vespidae
Gene: Pak3
Product: serine/threonine-protein kinase PAK 1
Exons: 1
Coding region: 597-2141 (514 amino acids)
Biological process (GO): protein phosphorylation; regulation of MAPK cascade; regulation of axonogenesis
Cellular component (GO): cytoplasm
Molecular function (GO): ATP binding; protein serine/threonine kinase activity
Source: RefSeq, a predicted model, not a curated record
AAUGCCGAUUUCUACCAUGUCCAAAAUUCGAAGAAUUUUAUCCGACGAAUUGUCUCAACAGGAACAUCAACAAUUUCGAAAGUAUAAUUAAUCGAACAUUUUUUAUUCUCACACUUUUCGAUAUUUCUUUCGUUGAAUCAAAUGUUUCUAGAGGCUUUGUUAUCGGUAAAAGUUUGAAAAAAAGAAAGGAGAAGAAACAACGAAAUCUUAUGCAUAAAUACUAAUAAGGAAGGUCACGAGUAAAAGCUUUAAUUUAAUUUAAUUUAAUUAAUUUAAUUAAUUGAAUCUAAUUAAAUUUAAUUUUGGAUCUCAUCGAAUAUAACUAGGUAAAUAACCUAGGGUAACCGCGCGUUCGUUCGAUGGUAACAUUGAUCGCAGAAAAAUUCGGGCGGAGCGAAUCGAGUAGAAGAAAGACAAGUUGAUACGAGUGAAGAUAUCGGGUAAAGAAGUGACGUUACUUGUGAAAGAUACAAUGAUAAUCUGGAUCGAAAGGAUUAUCGCCCUUUAGUAUUAGCUUACCGAUCCCUUAAUACGAUUGACAAUACUUUGAGAAAAUAAGGGAAAAACUCUGAAAGAGCGCGGAAUUUCGCGCGAAAAUGAGCCUAAACAUAACCAAGUUUUUUUCAAAGAAGAAAAGUUGCAAUGUGGAAACAGUUGCGGAAAUAGGCUUGCCUACGAACGUCUCCCAUCAAUUUCACGUUAGUAAAAAUGCUGAAACUGGUCAGUUGGAGGGCCUACCGCUUCCUUGGAUACGAUUUCUCAACACGCAAAUAUCAAAGUCUGAACAAGACGAACAUCCUGCGGCAGCACUUCAAGCGAUCAAGUUUUACAAUUACUCCAUUAAGCGUAAACCGCAGGAGAAAGUGUUUAAAGCACUUGUCACCGAGAAUCUUAUAGAGGAAGAAUCGGAAGAAAUCGAUAAGAUCUUGAGUAAGAAAUAUCAGUCGGGGGACUCGGAUAGUUCCAAUUCUGCUAGCUCUACCGAUAGUCAAGUACGACCUUUGCCUGAACUUCCACCUAAAGUCAAUAAAGUGCCAAAGCCAGCAUCAAAAAAUAUCAUAGAUAGGAACGAUAGGAUUGAAAAGACGUUGACAGAAAUUCUUGAAGAUCUUAAAGUUUACAAUAUCGAGGAUGAUAGUUUACUUCAAGAAGAAAUAGAGAAAGAGGAGGAAGAACAAGAUUAUAAAAUAAAAGCGGAAGAAAGUCCUGUGUUACGUAGAAAAACGGAUUAUAAUUGUGUGAAACUAAGUGACCAAGAGAUAUUCGACGAACUUAGAUCUAUUUGUCAAAGAGAUAAUCCUACUCUUAAAUUUGACAGAAGUAAGGAAGUCGGUGCUGGUGCUUCCGGUACCGUAUUUGUAGCAGUGGAUCUUGAAAGUAAUCAGAAAGUAGCCAUAAAGGAUAUUGACUUAUCUAAGCAACCAAAAAAAGAACUGAUAUUAACCGAAAUCAAAGUUCUUAAAGAAUUUCAACAUCCUAAUUUAGUUAAUUUCUUAGAUGCAUAUCUUUUAGAUUAUCAUUUGUGGGUAGUCAUGGAAUUAUUAGAAGGUGGACCUCUUACGGACGUUGUUACCGAGACUGUUAUGAAGGAGGCACAAAUAGCCGCCGUUUGUAGAGAGGUUUUGAAAGCAAUAAGUUUUCUACAUAAGAGGGGUAUCAUUCAUCGAGAUAUAAAGUCAGAUAAUGUGCUUCUGGGCAUGAAUGGAGCUGUGAAAGUAACAGAUUUUGGUUUUUGUGCCAAUAUUAAUGGUGAUGAAAAGAGACAAACUAUGGUGGGUUCUCCUUAUUGGAUGGCACCAGAAGUAGUGACAAGAAAACAGUAUGGAAAGAAAGUCGACAUUUGGUCUCUUGGCAUAAUGGCUAUAGAGAUGAUCGAAGGUGAGCCACCUUAUAUGAAAGAAACGGCACUAAGAGCAUUAUACUUAAUUGCUGCUAUUGGCAAACCUUCCAUUCCAAGAUGGGAAUCGCUUAGUCCUACGUUUCAGAACUUUUUAGAAAGGUGCCUUGCUGUGGAAGUGGAUGAAAGAGCAACCGCAGAUGAGUUGCUUUCUCAUCCAUUCUUAGAUAAUUGUGCAGAAUUAACUACAUUAACGCCAUUGAUACAAGCUGCGCAAAGAAUUCUCCAUAAAGUGUAUAAUUGAAUAAUUGUAACACAACUAAUAUUUUUAUAAUUUCGAGUUAAGCACAAUGUUGCUUCUAAUUAUUUUAACAAAUGAUUUUCAUAGGCACUAGAUAUAACAUUUUUUUUCUUAAUGGGAACAUUAAAAAAUUAUUAAUGCAAAAAUUGUUUACCAUUACUAUUGACAGUUUUAUAUAUAUAUAUAUAUAUGUCAUUUAUAUAUAUAUAUAUCGUUUUAAAUCUGGCUUAAUAGAAAAAAUGAUAAUACGAAAAACAGUAUUAUGGAUGUCAAUAAAAUCCAGCAUUUGGGUUUAAGAGUGAUGAAUUGUGGAAUGCAAUAGGAAUACAUGAAUUUUAAUAACAAAUAUUUUAUACUUCAUAAUGUUUAUAAUGUAUUAUUGUCUUUUCUUUUGAAAAAUGUUAUUUACAAACAUGAGACUAUGAAGUUUCUUUUAUGUGCAAUAUACACAUGUGCAUAUACAUAUAUGGUGUGGCGACAUAGCAUUUUAUCAAUUAUAAUGUAUUCUUUAAUUUAGAUAUAAAUAUAUUACAUACAUAAUCUGCCAUUUAAAGAAAAGAGAGAAAAAAGGAAAGAAAAAAUAAAAAAUAAAUAAAUAAAUAAAAAAAAGAAGAUAAAAAUAUAAAUAAAAAAAAAAAAAAAGAAAAAAAAAAAACACUUAAAAUUGUGCUUAUGUGUAUAUUAAUAUAAUGUCAUUUCGAAUAUUGAUUAUAUUUAACACUACAUUUUAUAUAUUCAAAUAUAUUUGAAUUUAUAUUUUAUGUUAUAAACCGUUAUUUUUUAAUAUAUCAAAGGCACAGAUAACAUAUAUUAUUUCAUAUCAUAAAGAAUUAUUGUACUUAUGUUAAGAAUACUUCCACAAUAGUGAAACGUGCACAUAUAAAGAUGAGUGUUAAUUUUUUUUUUGUUAAUAUUUGCUUUGCACAUUUUUCAAUUACAAGAUACAAAGUGCAAUUAUUUUUAUCCUCUAGCGUAUAACGUUUGAAGAUACAGGAGGAGCAUUUCAAUUAAAAGGAGAUACAUUACAUUCUGUGAAUAAUUGAAAUGCAGUUUAACAUUGCAAUUAUAUGGAUGUAUUAUUAACUGAGUAUUAAAUAGUACAAUUAAAUAGUACUGCUUAAUAUGGGUGUACUUUUGAAAAGUUAUACACAAGCAUAUAUUACUAGUUUUAUAGAAUUUUUUCAUACUCGAUAAUACGCUCGUUUUUUGGAAAAAUAUUUUUAUCCACGGCGAGUAUAAUAUCGCUCAACCAAAUAUAUCCUAUUCUUAUAAGUUUUAUAAUAUAAUUGUGUACAUAUAAGUAACGCGUAUCGAUAAUAUUUAUAAGGAUAUAUCAAUUUUAUAAUAAAAUUAUACUAAUGAUCGGUCUAAUCAAUAUCUAAUGAUCAGAGAUAGAAAUUUAAGUAUUAAACUUCAAUAAAAAUCACGACUGUGAUAAAUAAAUUGUUGAAUUUAUUUCCAUGCUAUUAUUCAUUGAUCUUUCUCUCUGUAGAGAAGGAGGAAUUUAUAUUCUAACAUAAUUAUAUUAAUACUGCCGGAUAUGAAGGACCAAAUGGUUUACCUACAACCAUUCCCUGGUUGUUUAUCUUUCGUAUUUUAUAUUUAGAAUUAUUUGUACUUUAGAAAGUUUAAGAAAAUUGCAAACUUUUGAGUUUAUGCCUUAAACGAAUGAAUAGAUGUGUCAUUACAGAAUUUUAUUAAUGUUUAUGCAUUUUAAUCAAAUAAAUAUCAUAAGAUUGUCCAUUUUUCAUUGAAACUAUAAUUAUAGAAUUUUUCAGUAAUCAUGCUUUAUCCUAUCCUCCAUUUCCUUCCGGUGUUAAUUGUUAAAAAUUGUUUGAGGUCGUUCUAUACCUUUCGUUCGUAGCAUGUGUAAUUUCAGUGAUAGUUGUGGACAAAAUCUGAAUUACAAGUGCAAUAAGGAAACAUUGUUCCCAUUGUGCGUCU